This is a messenger RNA of Cordyceps militaris CM01, 1023 nucleotides long. Its product is annotated as Transglutaminase-like protein. The transcript has 2 exons. NCBI's taxonomy places the organism in Eukaryota, Fungi, Ascomycota, Sordariomycetes, Hypocreales, Cordycipitaceae. Bases 1 to 1023 code for a protein of 340 amino acids. The record is from RefSeq and is a predicted model, not a curated record.
AUGGCCGAAACGGAGGAGCCCCAAUACACUACGCUGGCGGAGAGAAUUGCUGCGCUCAACAAGAACAAGACAUUUGCCGCCAACGGGCCACCUGCAAACGACAAGGCCCGGGCCAUUUUCACCUGGUGUCAUCAUAAUAUUGCGUACGACACCGGGGCUUUCUUUGCUAACAACGUUCAGCAUCAAACAGGAGAAUCUACCAUCCUUAGUGGUCUUGCUGUCUGUUCGGGCUAUGCGGAGACCUACAAAGCUAUCGCCAAUCAAGCCGGGCUCGAAUGUGAUGUCGUAGGAGGUCACGGUAAAGGAUUUGGCUACACCCCGCUCAAGGAUGGUGAGCCCGUUCCUCGGGCUAACCCCAGCGGCCAUGCGUGGAAUGCCGUUAGGAUUGACGGAGGGGGGUGGAAACUUAUCGAUGCCUGUUGGGGUGCUGGCAAUGUAGAUGGUGCAACGCAAAGCUUCAACAAGGUUUUUGAACCUCUCCAUUUCAAUCAGACCAACGAGCAGUUUGGUGCCCGACACUUUCCCGAAAAGCCGAAAUUCCAGUACCGCGAAGACAGUCGUACCGUUAGCUGGGAAGAGUACUAUAAAGGCCGCGCAGAUGGCGAACCGGUCACUAUAUUCUCGAAUGUUAGCCAGGAAGGCAUCAGCCAAACUAGUAUGGAGCCAGCAAACAAGCAUAUCCAAGUCUACAGCGGCCAGGUCGUUCGAUUUCAAUUUUCCAAAAUUUGCCCGCAUUGGAAGUCGGAAACAAACGGCCAAGGCAAACCACCGCUGUUUGUUCUCAACAUGCAUGGCCUCGACGGCCGCAAGGACGACAUGGUGCCUAUCGAGACCGACGGAUAUUGGCACUGGCUUGACGUCAAUGCUCGAGAUCUCGGAGCACCUGGUCAAAAGGUUGAAGUGGUGCAAAUCACUUCUGUUGAUCACAAGGAUGCUCGCGGCCUAACUGCACGCGACUUUUUGGCCGCCAAGGGCAAGAAAGCUAUGGCGUUUUCAUUCUUGACGCAGUGGGUACUUCAGUAA